AUGGCGACUUUUUUAGGAUCAAUGGAAGAGAUGAAGAGAGUGUUUAACAAGCUCGACAAAAACGGCGACGGAAUGAUCUGUCGCGACGAAUUGAAAUUGGCCUUAAGCACUUUAGAUUCCGAAUCCUCUUCCGACGAAAUCGAUAAGAUAAUGAUGGAGAUGGACAAAGACGGAAAUGGCUAUAUCGAUCUGGACGAGUUCAUCGCUUUUGAUGGAAUCGCUGGAGAUGAAAACCAGAUGAGCAGCAAAGAACUGAAAGAUGCGUUCAACUUGUACGAUCUGGACAAGAACGGGUUGAUUUCGGCCAGCGAGUUGCACGCUGUGUUGAAAAAGUUGGGGGAGCAAUUUUCGUUGAGCCAUUGUCAAAGAAUGAUUAGUAAGUUCGAUGAAAAUGGCGAUGGCAACGUUGAUUUCCAAGAGUUUAAGAAGAUGAUGAUGACUAAUGCUUAAAAAAAGGUUAGGGUUUUACCGUUUUACACGUUUU
Molecule: messenger RNA, 484 nt
Organism: Hibiscus syriacus
Lineage: Eukaryota; Viridiplantae; Streptophyta; Magnoliopsida; Malvales; Malvaceae
Product: probable calcium-binding protein CML23
Exons: 1
Coding region: 1-450 (149 amino acids)
Molecular function (GO): calcium ion binding
Source: RefSeq, a predicted model, not a curated record